Molecule: messenger RNA, 4038 nt
Organism: Folsomia candida
Lineage: Eukaryota; Metazoa; Arthropoda; Collembola; Entomobryomorpha; Isotomidae
Exons: 8
Coding region: 859-2388 (509 amino acids)
Source: RefSeq, a predicted model, not a curated record
UGUAGAUCUGUGUGAAAUAGUGCGUCCCUUAAUUUCCACACUUCACGCUUUUGAUUCGAAGCCAGGGAAUCGGUAAUGCGGAAAGUUGGAUGGCGCAAAGAAAUUUUUGGCUCCAGUGAUUAUUAUAACCUGAACAAACACACCUUGACUUUCUCUCCAUCCAAAAACAGCGUGGGUUUCUGGCCUUGUUUCAGCACGAGUUUUCACCACGAACGCUACAACAGUCGUGCACCCAUCCAUCCAUGCACUUAAACACGAAAAUGAACAGAGACGCUAUAACUUAUAAAGUGUCGUAAUCAUGCUUAAAAAGACGCAGAAAUGAAGAAAUUUAUGUAAAGAUUGCACCCAAAAUUUGUACACAUUCCUAUUAAAAUAAAAUCCAAGUGGGAACUUUAGUAGAUUGAUGGAAAGUUAUAAAAGUUUUGACACCAUUUUAUGUAUUUGCAUGCAAUGUCACAAUGUCAAUAUUGCAAUAUAUUGCAAAUCAGGUAAAUUUAACCGGACAUCACUUAAUUAUAGCUAGAAAGCUCAAAUAUGUAGAAAGUGCCGUCCUUCUGCAUAUUAACAGCCAAAAACUGACCCACAUGCUGGAAGGAGGGAAAUAAAAGACGAGUUUAUAAACAAGUCAAAACACGUCUAAAGAACCAGCACACAUUAUUUGCACCGGUGCAAACUUGACAAAUCGUGUAACAAAAAUGCGAGUAAUUCAUACUCCCCCGCAUAAUCUCCAAAUCAAUCAGUCGUCAGCUAGGAGUGCGUGCGAGAGCAGCAAAUUAUUUCUUCCUGUGCAAUCUAAUUUUUCAACUAUAAAAUAUUAAAGCAAAUGCCUUUCUCAAGGCCACACCCCCCCAUUCCACCAUGCCUAAAAGGGUCCCCCCUGUUAAGUCGAUGGACAAAGUGGGAUCUGGUCCUUUGGAUACAUUUGUUCAGAAAAGACCACGGUCAUCAACUCUUGGUUUUGAUCAAUCAGAACAACACGAAAAGGAGAAUGCUGCGCCUCGUGUUGUUUUGACCGGUCAAACUUCUAUCCAAGUUGCUAGGGAAGAAGAUCAGUCCUUACGCCAGGCCAGUCCAAAACCAUGUACUUCGUCCUCGAUGAUGACAGCUGUUCAAAGCGCAGUCGAAGAGAAUGGACUGGACGAUUCGGGUGUUGUAGAUUUGACGUUUAGUGAUGAUGAAGAGACUGGUCAGGAAGAAGAAGCAGGGACAUUGGAGAACACGGAGGAGGUCAGCCCCCAACCCGACCCUUCACGCGGAAUCCCAGUUCCUCAUUACCGACACGGAGAUUUGUCGGACAAUGUAUACGAACAGUUCCACCGCGAAGUUUUAUUGGAUUGGCUCGACGAGGUGAUGAAGAUGAAGGUUCCUGUGAGCAAUGACACCAAAAGAUUGGAAUUGGAAGAAGCAGCCAACUGGGGUCAACAACGUCGAAAAGGGAAACUACUUGUCCAAUUCGACACAAAAAUUCCCGGCUCGAAAGUUAAGGGUUAUUACGUGAUCAGGUCUGGUGCGAGAAACAGCCUGGUAUCGUACUACAAAAAGGUCAUGAAAGACGGAAUAUCUCAGUCUCGCAGAUUAAGGACCAUGGAAUAUAGAGAUUCCAAUCAUCCUCUACAUGAAACCAUCAAACACAGCAAUUCGAGUUCAAAGGAUAAACGUCCCCCAUUGGAUAUCGUGUACAUUGCCACAUUAUUCGCCAAGGAACAUCUGAACAUGAGUUUAAUUGAAAUCAUGAAGAAAGAAUUUGGACCGGUCCUAGAAGGUGAAACUCUUCUCCGGCUAUUGUAUUACAUCGGGAUCUUCGCUGGCACUACUGGUUAUUUUUCAAUGCGCGAUACUCACUUUACCAAGACAUUAGAUCCGAGUCAUAUCUACCUCCGUACUAUUGGCAGCCUGAAUCCUUUAGCUUGUAUGGAGAACAAAGUAAUUCUGUGCGACUCCGCUGCGACAAAACAAUGUCUUGAAGGGUUUUUGAUGGCCUAUGCGAGAAAGACAAACGAAGUAGUUGGCUAUGAACGGUACAUUGACACAGACACGGCUUCCCCCCACUUUGAGUACAUCAAAAAGGCCAUCAAAUACGCAGAAGACGAAAUCCCCCUGUUCCGUAUUGUAGAAAAAGGGGACCGGUCCCAUCCUCCCCUUUGGGCCACCAUGGAAGAAGCAACCACCCUACCUUACACCAUCACUGAGGAAGAGCUCAUUCUCCGCUUUGAUCCAGAUAGGCCAGAGGUUAAGAGACACUACAAAAGCUUCCAGGAUUUGGCUCACCUUAUCAGUGAAGUUGGCGACCCUCCGGAGAGCUAUUUUUACACCAACCAAAAGUCCCGAAAAGAAUUCAAAGAAGAAUUUGACAAGAUCAAAGCAGCUCGUGAAGAGAAACAAGACUAAGUUAGUGUUUUUAGUGAUUUGUUAAUACCUGUUAUAUGAUUAUGAUUAAUUCCGGGUUAACUGCCAAACUUUAUGAAAUCCUAUCCGCUGCAAUUUUCCAGACAUAACUAUAAAACCUUAUCGUUCCUCCGACUGAACAUGCUACUUGUUCAGACUCAUUUUGCAUUUAUUGUUCCGUGAAACUUUCGCCAAACUGCUUUUUCCGCACGCGAGAUGCAUAUUACUUCCCACUUUCUGUUACAAGAAAUUGGGCAAACAGAGAAACCCAAUCGUCGUCUAUGCGACGAAUUGUCUACAUGCAUGCAUAACUGGGCUCAACAUGAUUUUGAUUGUUCACUUGAGUUGAAGUCAUGCAGGGCGAAGAAGAAAGUAACCUCGUCUUCCGGUAUUGUUCGCAAAUAAAUGGCUUUGUUAUUUUUCUUUCGCCAUUGUGUGAUGCAGUCUAAUGCGAUGUGAAUCGAACUGCUGCACUUUUCCCCCUUUUAUUUGUUUCGUGUGAAAUUUCAGACCUUUAAUACCUCGUCAUCAGGGUGGUGGGCUUGUUAGUUGUUAGUUGGUUGGUUAUAUAUCGUAUCGUAUGUGGCAGCUGAGCCAUGCCCACACACGCCAAUCAAUCAAGGUUGUUAGUGUUUCUGGGGAUCGUGCUAUUUCCCACCACCAAUUUUGGCAAGAGAGAAAUGGGUAAUUUUUUUGGACGGGUGCUAUUUAAGGGGUUUUGUUGGUAGGUAUUUUGGAAAUCGGGAUCUGGUCAGGGUGAAAUCUUGAAGUCAGGAUUAUUUAUUAAUGGAAUGGGCUUGUUAUGUACUUCCGGACGAGGAAAAUGAAUAUUUAUUUAUAAAUUCGAGGAACAAUAUUUGAAAUCAAAAUGAAAUAUUUGUGCCAAAAACUUGGUUUUUGUGUUAGUGACACUUCUGCUGCUGGGGAACAGCAGGAUAUUCAUGAUUGAAGGGAGGAUACUGCACUAGAAUAAACUGGACAUGACAAUCCCGCAUUUCCAACUCGGAACAAAAUUUAGCACUAAUUUGCACUUACAUUUGCAUGAUUGACAUGACGUGGCACGACCUCUAAUAAUUCUAUGGCCCUGGUCUGCGCUAAAUUUUCUCCCAGUGUAGCCACGCAAACCUCAAAUAAUACCAUCACCCCACCGCCUUCCCGGUGUAAAUCCUUCGUGACUUCUCACUUGAUUAUUUACUACGUGUGCAAAUUACAAACUAAAAUAUAACGAUUGACCAGUCUAUUGUUUGCAAAUUUUUGUACGAAAUCCGCCACUUUCUAGAAAAACGUUUACCUUACAUACUCGCUAAAUUAUGGACUGGUUUUGUAAUCAAUCUUACAAAAUAAUACUCUUUCAAUACAGUAAACUGGUAAUUAUUUAAUCAAUAAAUAAUUCAAUAUCAAGCAAACAAAAAAUAAAAGAAAUAUAUUUUUCGCAAUUUCCUAUAAAGUGAAGUAUGUUAUGUAUUCAUUUCUGCGAAUUUGACAUUUCUACUCCGAAAUAAAGAAUUCUCCACGGCAGAAAAGGAUAAAUGACGAAAUCAUGCAAUACCUGUAAUUUUCCUGUACUAAUUUCUUUUCGUAUUUUUUUCUAAUAAUAUUCGACCUCUGAAAAUUGCCCUUAUUAUUACGAAUAAACUCAAUAGGAUAAUAUAU